This is a messenger RNA of Asterias rubens (European starfish), 1764 nucleotides long. RefSeq names its product armadillo repeat-containing protein 1-like. The record is from RefSeq and is a predicted model, not a curated record. The coding region runs from base 253 to 1089 and encodes 278 amino acids. The transcript has 8 exons. Lineage: Eukaryota; Metazoa; Echinodermata; Asteroidea; Forcipulatida; Asteriidae. Gene Ontology annotation, molecular function: protein binding.
AGCGCGUGAGCUUUGUUGAGGUCGCCAUUUUUAAAACCCAUUUGUGCACAGUGUGUAUUGUGUAUGUGAUUCGUGUAUUUCGAGCAGACCGGAGUUUUUGCUGCAAGAAAGUUCCCUAAAUUGGUUUCUUUCAUCUUCAUGUAUUUCAGCUCAAGUUGUGAGACUACAUCUUUAGAAGCAGAGGACAGUUCACCAGAGGGACAAAUAAUCAACUGCUGAUAUUUGUAUCAUUGUAAAGAAUUGAAAUAAAAAAUGGAUGUUUGUGCCGUUGUAAAGCAACUCAGAGAACUGGCGUCGGAUCCCAAGAACAGAGAAGCCAUUGUCAAGGAUCAGGGAUGUCUACCAGGCCUAGUACUCUUCUUGGAUAAUGAGGACUCUAAUGUUGUCACCACAGCACUAGAGACGCUGCAAUUUCUAGCCGAGUGUCCAAGCAACCGACCUGUCAUGAAGAAGGAACUGGGCAUGCUCAUCAGUCUUCAAGAUAUUUUAGACAAGUCCAAAUACAGCAUCAGAGCCCAGAACCUAGCUAAGGAUAUUCAUAGUAGAUUGACGGCACCACCGAGCCCAAGCCCCCUGAAGCAAACCCAGAACACAACCCAGCAUAAACCCCACGGCAAAGUCAAGGGUAACAAGUUCUUUCUGGGCUCAAACAACAAGAGAGGAAAAGUGGUCACGCUACAACUCAGUGGGCUAAAUGAUCAGACCCACAGAGAUGCAUGUGAAGAAGAACUACUAAAGGUCAAGGGUGUGGUCAGUUUCACCUUUGACCUUUUUCAUAAGAGAUGCAUCUUGAGAACGAAGGCAGACUUGAAGCCAGAGAUCCUGGUAGCUGCUGUUGCAAACACACAGACAGUUUCUGCAGAGCAGGUGAUUAGAAAUGAAUAUGGAGAAGAGGUGUUUCUGUCCUUUGGGGCUAACCCUGCCACGGCCAACAAGGAGAACAACUCCCUACCUGACUACCUGCCAGAGGACGAUAGCCCAAUAAAGGGUCUAGACAAAGCAUUAUCCCGCAAGGGACAGGGUGAUCAGCAGCAGACAAGCUGGCUCAGUACGGCUGCAUCAUUCAUAUCUACAAGCUUCUACUGGUGAGGUGUCUUAGGAACCUCAAUGUGUAAAUAAUUCAAAACUCUUAAAAAGCCUUUGCUUGUCGAGUGACCGAGAGUUGUGUAUAGACUUGUGAGUUAUCUCGUUCAUUUCAUGACAUUUCCUGGCAGGCAAGUUAUAUUACGAUGGCCUCUGUGUCACAAAAAGCUGCCUAGGAUUGCGUCAAGCAUUUUCCAAGGGUGAGCAAGGAAUUUUUGCUUACACAGUGCUUGCCCAGUAAGCAAAGAUCGCAAGGGCAAAAAAAGCCAUGAAAUUUGGUCAAGGGAAAUAUACAUGUACGUACAUCCUUAAAUUUCACCAAAGAGUCAGCAAAAAUUCAAUCAUAUACAACUAACUACAUUUAUUAAUUUCAUCAGUUGAGAAAUCAAAAUUAUUGUAAAUACUUAUGUUAAUGUGUCUUUUUGUUAUCUAGGGAAGGGCAAGCAAUCUCUUCACCAAUUUUUUUCUCGUUGAGUUUAUCAAAAGUAACAUGUGCUGAUUUUCCCAGUUGUGUUUAAAAGUAAGGGGACAAAUGACAUGCAAUUACAGGUGAUAAUUUUUAAGCAUCACAGAAUUGUGACCAUUUCCAAACUUGAGAUUUGUUGUAAAUUUUAGGCCAUCUCUUGAUUCUGUAAUUAAUAUACAUAAUGUGUAACGUUUUUGUAAAAUGUAAAUAAAAGG